Messenger RNA from Kluyveromyces marxianus DMKU3-1042, 1290 nucleotides. It is a transcript of the gene AMN1, whose product is annotated as Amn1p. The record is from RefSeq and is a predicted model, not a curated record. Gene Ontology annotation, cellular component: SCF ubiquitin ligase complex. The transcript has a single exon. Gene Ontology annotation, molecular function: protein binding. Gene Ontology annotation, biological process: SCF-dependent proteasomal ubiquitin-dependent protein catabolic process. Bases 1 to 1290 code for a protein of 429 amino acids. NCBI's taxonomy places the organism in Eukaryota, Fungi, Ascomycota, Saccharomycetes, Saccharomycetales, Saccharomycetaceae.
AUGUCCUGUGGCACUAGCGUCAACACGAAAAGAACAAGGUAUGAAGAUUUCAAUCCGAUAGAGGAUGGUGAUAAUUGUGAGUCCCCUUUGAAAAAAUGCAGUAAACGCUUCCAGAAAUGGUCACUAUCCAUUGCAACUCCACAGUCGUCUCCUGUGAAGACGUUUGCCUUGAAAAGAAAAUCAAAAUCACUAGAUGAAGAAUUGAUUAUUGGAUCUCCAGUAAAAUUUGGAUGUGACACCAAUGUACUUAAUGCUGAAUUCCAAGGUUUGACUUUAGAAAAUUCCUUAUCUGUGUCAGAAGCUUCUAGCAACCAUGCCAAUCUUACAAGUCCUGUAUUCUGUAUUCCAGAACUAUUGCAUCGCAUAUUCAAGCUCUUGAACCCUGAGUCUCUCUACAAUUGCUCGAAAGUUAAUCCUUUAUGGGCUGCAGUUGCGUCAAGAAUUAUUAACCAAGACUUGGUAAUCCAGCCACAUUCAAUAUCAGGAGAUUUGAGGAUUGUCGAACAAGAUAACAUGGUUCAUCCACAGAGUUUAACUUUUUAUAAGUUAAAGCAACAAAAACUAUUCAUUGAUACACAAUUCCCGCAUAUUAAUUUUUCGAGGCUUAACUCACUUAAUUUCUACAUUAGCCCAGUAAUACCAAUGGUCUUUGACAAACUCGUCGUCCCAAACAAUGUCACAAAACUGACUAUAGCUGGGGAUAAGAGAAUUUCCGAUAUCGAAUUGAUCACGUUGAUUAAGGGACUGCCAAAUUUGAUAGAAUUAGACCUACGUGCAUGCUCUCAGAUCAGUGACGUGUCUAUAGUGUCAAUUGUCACGCAUUGUCCUAAAUUACAAAGUAUAAACCUGGGCAGACAUGACAAUCCCCACCUAAUCACAGACUUGACAGUCAUGGCACUAUGCGAGCUAGAAAACCUAACCACUGUAGGACUUUCUGGUUGCACCAAUAUUUCGGAUGUGUCGAUAUGGCAAUUGUAUAACAAGCAUUCAACAACGCUGGUCCGUUUGUCUAUAAAUGGGUGCAAGCAAAUAACAGAUAACAGCAUCGUCGAUAUCGUUACGAAAAAUGGAUUCCCCAAUUUAUCUGUAUUGGACAUUCGAAACUGCUCUCUAAUAAGAUUCAAAAGACUGAUAGAAUAUAGGCUCUGGAGAUAUGAAGUAGCAGAAAAACCAAUUCAUAUACAUAUUAGUGACUCCAUGCAACAGGAAUUUGAAUUGCAAGAGCGUCAACUCUAUAAGGAAUUCAGGGCUCGCAUCAGAAAUGAUUUGAACAAGUGGGUUAAUGAAUAA